Molecule: messenger RNA, 717 nt
Organism: Gracilinanus agilis (Agile Gracile Mouse Opossum)
Lineage: Eukaryota; Metazoa; Chordata; Mammalia; Didelphimorphia; Didelphidae
Gene: ISX
Product: intestine specific homeobox
Exons: 4
Coding region: 1-717 (238 amino acids)
Biological process (GO): regulation of transcription by RNA polymerase II
Molecular function (GO): DNA-binding transcription factor activity, RNA polymerase II-specific; RNA polymerase II transcription regulatory region sequence-specific DNA binding
Source: RefSeq, a predicted model, not a curated record
AUGGAGGAGAAGACUUUGAACAAAUGCGAUACCCCAAAGAAGCUGGGUCUGCCCUUUUCCAUUGAGGAGAUCCUGAAGAAAAAAACAAGGAGGAGAAGCAUUCCCAGGACAGGCAAGGGAGAUACCCACCAGGGUGAUACUGAGUCCCUAAGAGUGGAGAACUCACCUCUGGACCUCCCCCAGGGAAAAAGAAAAGGAUUGCUAUUAAAAGGAGUUCUUCUUUACAAUGCAGAGGAAAGGAAAGGGAAACGAAGAAUUCGCACCACAUUCACCACAGAGCAGCUCCAGGAGCUGGAGAAGACUUUCCAGUUCACUCACUACCCAGACAUCCAUAUCCGCAAUGAACUGGCAACUAAGAUCAACCUCCCAGAAGCCAGAAUACAGAUAUGGUUCCAGAACCAACGGGCCAAAUGGAGGAAGCAUGAAAAACUGAGCAGUUUCAGGAGCCCGCAGACCUUAACAGACACAGACAUCCUCCCAGCACCAAAGUCGGACAUGACCGGACCCAGACUAACCACCCUAGUAUACCCGACUGGAUAUCAUUUUCCCAUCCAAGGACAUCUGGUCUCUGCCUGGUUUCCUCCCUACUUCAUGCCACACCCAUGGAACGUGCCUUCUUUCCCCAGCCCUCAUUUGCAUCUGGACAACGUCCCCAUGUAUGGUAUCCCUUCCCCACAACAUCCUGAAUGGGGCAGUAUCUGUGCUGGUUUUACAUAG